This is a messenger RNA of Ruditapes philippinarum (Manila clam), 1514 nucleotides long. RefSeq lists its product as uncharacterized. NCBI's taxonomy places the organism in Eukaryota, Metazoa, Mollusca, Bivalvia, Venerida, Veneridae. The transcript has 4 exons. The coding region runs from base 244 to 930 and encodes 228 amino acids. The record is from RefSeq and is a predicted model, not a curated record.
AGAGAACAUGAUGGUUUAUACAGCAGCCACUCUUUUCCAAGCCCACAAGUUGAUGAGUCGAAGGCAACGAAUGAUGAAUUAAGAUGUGAAACAGCUGGUCCAACAGAUAUAGAGAUCGUUAGUCAUAGGUCUCAAAGAAACACCUCCUUACAUGCACAGGGUGAUGUUACAGAUAUAUCAGAUAAGCCCGCAGUGAAUAUCUCAACCGCUGCAGACGACAGUAAGACCGCUGCAGACGUCAAGAUGAUUGUUACAGACGACAGAAUGACCGCUGCAGACGUCAACAAGACCGCUGCAGACAUCAGUAAGAUCGCUGCAGACGGAAGGAUGACCGCUUCAGACGGAAGGAUGACCGCUGCAGACGUCAGGAUGACCGCUGCAGACGGCAGGAUGACCGCUGCAGACGGCAGGAUGACCGUUGCAGACGACAAGAUAGCAAAGAAUGAAGGUCGCAGAAACAAGGUCAAGGGCAUGAUAACUGAAGGUCUUAGGACAAGAAGUGAUGUAAACCACACAAGGACCAAAGCUAAAAAGCCAUUGAAACCUAAGGAAGAACUCACUGUGGAAGAUGAGACUAAAAUAGCCGCAAAAAUUGCUAAGCUACAAAAGAGAGACCCAGCACUUCCUCGACCAGAUAAAGGAAUUGUUUAUCCAAAAACAAUGAACAACUUAAGUGACGUAGAUAAGGCUUAUUAUGUUGAGCAGUUCCUCAGAAGUGAGGUGUUCAGACAAAGGUGCCUCAGGAAGUACCAGGGAAGUACAACCUGGAUGAAUGGGCUGUCACCAUUCCAACUGUGGGUGUUAGAGAAUGAAGGCACAGCAGACAUUGAAAAUGUUCUCCACCCACUGGCUAAACGACAAAACAACGCACAAGCCAAGGUCAGGUGCUGGAGAGGAAACACCCCACCACCUCCACCAAAAUCCCCAUAAGUUUUUUUCCCUUUUUUCCCCCUUUAUCUUAUUUUUGUUUUUUCCUUUCUUUUGCUCAUUUGUUUAGAUAUUUGUUUUUUAUGCAUUUAUGUUAUGAACGCUAAAUCAUUUACACAAUCAUGUCUAUUGGUGGCUUCAUGAAAGCCGCAACGGAAAGAUGUUACUUCACAAACGCAACAAGACGUCGCUUGGUAGUUGGAAAUCAUGGUUCAAUUUGAAUUUGCAGACGUUGAUAAAUUAUUGUGUUGGAAAAAGACACAAAGCUGCUGUAGUCAUUAUGCAGUGGACAAUACUUCAUAGAUGACGUGACAGCCUAUUUAUAGCACAGUAUGGAACUGCUUUCGAGGUACCAUGUUUAUUUAUAACAAACAGUAUGUAACUGCUUUCGAGGUACCAUGUUUUAAACAUAACUUGAAUAACAGUAUGCGUUAAUGACAAAAUGACAAAUAGUAUGUGAUGUGCUAAUGCUAAUUAGGGAUAAACAGGGUAUAUCCUUUGAUAAACUGCAUGUCGGCGCACAUGUGAUAAACAGUAUAACUUAAGUGAGAGGUAUCCGGCACAAGGGACCAUAUCAUCGGUUGAUU